Molecule: messenger RNA, 591 nt
Organism: Eurytemora carolleeae
Lineage: Eukaryota; Metazoa; Arthropoda; Copepoda; Calanoida; Temoridae
Product: ring-infected erythrocyte surface antigen
Exons: 3
Coding region: 1-591 (196 amino acids)
Source: RefSeq, a predicted model, not a curated record
AUGGAUAAAGAUGCGGAGGAAAGGUUUGUCGUUAAUUUGGAGAAAAGAUCAAAGAAAAGCUCAAAGAAAAACUUGAAGGAAAUAUCAAUGGCAAAUUCGGAGGAAAAUUUUGAGGAAAAAUCAAAGGAAAAUUCGGAGGAAAAUUUGGAGGAAAAUUUGAAUAACAUGCAAGAAAACAGUUUGGAUGAAAAUCGAGAACGAAUAUUGAAUGAAACCACAGAGACAAAUGUGGAAGAGAAUUUCGGAGAAAGGUUGGAUGACAACGCUUGGAUGAUGAAUGAAGAAAUGAGUUUUGAGUUUGAGAAUAAUGUGGACAAAAGUUUAUCCGAAUCAGACACUAUUAUGUCCCCUACCCCAGCAAGAAGACGCCAUUAUAAGAAAGAUUCGAAAUAUCUUGGAGAUAUUUACACUCUGAACUUCACACACGGGGAUAUUCAGGGGGACAAUGAUAUUCAAGACGAUGUCUAUGAUGAUGAUGAUGAUGAUGAUGAUGAUGAUGAUGAUGAUGUACUCUAUGAAAAAGAUUACAGUUUAAAUGAAACCUCAGAAUCCAGAUCUCAGAACAACAAUCUAAUCAGCCUUCAGGAUUGA